AAGUAUGUCAAGUCGCUGCUCAACACUACUUUUAUUACCAUCGUCUUUGCUCUGCUGCUGCCGCCCUGUAGACCUGCUGUAAAUUUAUUACAAUUUAUAAGAAUAAAUAGCAAAUAAAAGCACAAUGACGAGCAUCAUGGACACAGUAGAAAUGCCAAAAUUGCCGGAAAAUCAAAAAACCUUCGCCGGCAUACCAGAAGCAAUAUUUCUAGAGGAAAUUGAUACGUUUAUGACACAACCAGAGAACGAGAACUGUGAAAAGGUGUUGCAACGUCUGGACGAGCAGCAUAGCAAGUACCGGUUUAUGGCCACCAAUUUGGAGGCGCGUCGUCGCAAGUUGAAAUCCCAGAUACCCGAUCUGGAGCGAUCCCUGGAGAUGGUGAAUGUGCUGCGCAAGGAAGAUGAGGAGCGUGAAACGCAAUUCCUGCUCAGCGAUCAGGUGUUCAUCAAGACGCUGGUGCCACCCACGAAAACGGUUUACCUUUGGCUGGGCGCCAGCGUAAUGCUGGAAUAUCCAUUGGAUGAGGCAGAGGCGCUGUUAAAGCAAAACGUUACAUCUGCUGUGGGCAAUCUGAAGUCAGUGGAGCAUGAUCAGGACUUUCUCAGAGACCAGAUAACCACAACUGAGGUAAACAUGGCGCGGGUCUACAAUUGGGGCGUCAAGAAGCGACAGGCUGCUGCCAAAACUAAUAUUGCCAGUAGUACGCCCUCCUAGGUAGCUUUUUCAUAGUUUAAAACUAAGCAAGAACAACAGUACGUUGGUACACACAAAGAAAAUCGGGUGUUGUCCAUUAUACAUUAUUUAUUUGAAGAGUAAACAUAAUACUUGUUUUUGAAUUCUGAUGCCCGAUAAAUUUACACAUACUUAAAAACAAUAACACACAGUUCGCAGUGCUUUCAAAAUUAAAAUUAACAUAAAAAAAGACGAAAAGACGCCAAUUGCAUUUUUUUACUUGUUUUAUUCUUGUUCUCGAUAAUAAUAAAUAUGAAAUACAUACAAUGCA
Drosophila grimshawi is the source of this 1004-nucleotide messenger RNA. RefSeq names its product prefoldin subunit 3 (gene mgr). Gene Ontology annotation, biological process: microtubule-based process; tubulin complex assembly; protein folding. Gene Ontology annotation, molecular function: tubulin binding. The transcript is spliced from 3 exons. Gene Ontology annotation, cellular component: prefoldin complex; cytoplasm. The record is from RefSeq and is a predicted model, not a curated record. The coding region runs from base 125 to 715 and encodes 196 amino acids. Lineage: Eukaryota; Metazoa; Arthropoda; Insecta; Diptera; Drosophilidae.